Molecule: messenger RNA, 2167 nt
Organism: Oxyura jamaicensis (ruddy duck)
Lineage: Eukaryota; Metazoa; Chordata; Aves; Anseriformes; Anatidae
Product: cytochrome P450 1A5-like
Exons: 7
Coding region: 318-1907 (529 amino acids)
Biological process (GO): progesterone metabolic process; hormone biosynthetic process
Molecular function (GO): steroid 17-alpha-monooxygenase activity; iron ion binding; oxidoreductase activity, acting on paired donors, with incorporation or reduction of molecular oxygen, reduced flavin or flavoprotein as one donor, and incorporation of one atom of oxygen
Source: RefSeq, a predicted model, not a curated record
UGAGGCUGGCCCCGGCCACGAGGUCCUGCCACCGUGGGGACACCGGUACCCUGCUCGUCCCCGCUCCGGCAGCGUGGUGGAGCUGGGGAACAUCUGCCCUGGGCUCCGGGGCUGGAUCCUGGGGCUCGGCCCCCUCUGUUAAUGGGUAGCCGUCCCGUGGGUCCUCCUCGCUGUGACCCCGCAGAUAAGCACCCGGCCACCUAUUUUAAGCCUCGAGUGGAGCAGGAGGCAGCAGGAGAGGAACCCAUCCGGGGGUUUGGGACCCCCUCUCCUCACUCUGCUGGGACCCCAGCCCUCUGUGACCUGAGGACCUGCAGAUGGCAGCAGGGAUGGAGGCUGCGAUGGGGCUGCUGGGGAGCCCCGGUGGUGUCUCGGUCACCGAGGUCCUGCUGGCGGCUGCUGUCUUCUGCCUGCUCCUGCUGCUCACCCAGCCCCUGCGGCGCUGUGUGCCCAAGGGGCUGAAGCCCCCCCCGGGCCCCCGCGGCCUCCCCAUCGUGGGCAACGCGCUGGAGCUGAGGAAGGACCCGCACCUGGCCCUGACGCGGCUGAGCCAGAAGUACGGGGACGUGAUGGAGGUGGCCAUCGGCACCCAGCCCGUGCUGGUGCUGAGCGGGCUGGACACCCUGCGGCAGGCGCUGGUGAGGCAAGGGGAGGACUUCAUGGGGCGCCCCGACCUGCCCAGUUUCCGACACAUCACAGACGGGCAGAGCCUGGGCUUCAGCCCUGACUCAGGGGAAGUGUGGAAAGCGCGCCGCAGGCUGGCCCAGAACGCCCUGAAGACCUUCUCCAUCGCCGCCAGCCCCACGUCGUCCUGCAGCUGCCUCCUGGAGGAGCACGUCUCCAAGGAGGCCGCCUACCUGGUCACCAAGUUCCUGCAGCUGAUGGAGGAGCAGCAGAGCUUUGACCCGUGCCGCUACCUGGUGGUCUCGGUGGCCAACGUCAUCUGUGCCAUGUGCUUCGGCAAGCGCUACGACCACAAUGACCAGGAGCUGCUCAGCCUGGUCAACGACAGCGAGAAGUUCGGGGACGUGGCGGCUGCUGGCAACCUCUCGGACUUCAUCCCGCUGCUCCGCUACCUGCCCAGCCGCGCCAUGGAUCUCUUUAAAGAUUUCAACGAGCGGUUCAUCCGUUUCCUGCAGGCGAUUGUCAAGGAGCACUACGAGACGUAUGACAAGGACAACAUCCGAGACAUCACCGACUCCCUCAUCGAGCAGUGCCUGGAGAAGAAAGAAGCCAGCACCGCUGCGCGGAUCCCUGAUGAGAAGAUUGUCAACCUGGUCAACGACCUCUUCGGAGCAGGCUUUGACAGCGUGACAAACGCCCUGUCCUGGUGCCUCAUGUACCUGGUGACAUACCCCGACAUCCAGAAGAGGAUCCAGGCGGAACUGGAUCAGACCAUCGGCCGGGAGAGGAGACCGCGGCUGUCAGACCAAGGCACGCUGCCCUACACGGAAGCCUUCAUCCUGGAGAUGUUCAGGCACUGUUCCUUCCUGCCCUUCACCAUCCCACACAGCACAACCAGGGACACGGCGCUGAACGGCUACUACAUCCCAAAGGGCCGUUGCGUGUUCAUCAACCAGUGGCAGGUGAACCAUGACGAGAAACUUUGGAAGGACCCGCACGUUUUCAACCCAGAGCGUUUCCUCAACGCCGAAGGGACUGAGGUGAACAAAGAGGACGGGGAGAAGGUGCUGGUCUUCGGCCUGGGGAAGAGGAGGUGCAUCGGGGAGUUCAUCGGCAGGAGGCAGGUCUUCCUUUUCCUGACCACCUUGCUGCAGCAGCUGGAGUUCAGCGUCCGCGACGGCAGGCGGGUGGACAUGACGCCGCGCUACGGACUCUCACUGAAACACAAGCGAUGCGAGCACUUCCAGGUCAAGCAGCGCUUCCCCAUGGCAAGCUUGAGCUGAGCAUCAGGCUCAUCCCCUGCCAUGGGUGCCCUCGCACCAGCCCCAGGACAGGCACAACCUUGCAGGGCCACCCAAUACACCAAAGCCAUUGAAGCAUCCCUUUUAUCUUGUUUGCCUUCUACCGUUUUCCUCCUUCUACAUUUUCCGGCGUUUCUGCUGUUGGAUAUUCCGUCGUGUCUAGGCUUAUCACUGCAAAGCUCAUCUUGGAGAUUUUGGGAAAACAUCUUGGAAAAACACUAAUACAUCUCCAAGUCCCCUAA